This is a messenger RNA of Suillus paluster, 1829 nucleotides long. RefSeq lists its product as uncharacterized. NCBI's taxonomy places the organism in Eukaryota, Fungi, Basidiomycota, Agaricomycetes, Boletales, Suillaceae. The record is from RefSeq and is a predicted model, not a curated record. The coding region runs from base 223 to 1722 and encodes 499 amino acids. The transcript has 4 exons.
AUUUCCAUUGUUGUAGCGAAGGUGAGUCGCAUAUAAGAUUUGACAUAACUUAAUAGACUGACUCUGUAUAGGUACAGAAAAAACACCUGAUUCUACUUAAGUUCGCAAAUGCAUGGCCAAUCCAUGCCUGGAUCCAGCAAUACCUCCACAACCAUAACAACGACCGAAAAAAUCGACUGUGUAAUGUAACUGUCAUAAGUAUUUCCGUAGUCGACCCCUUUCAUGAAUGCACUGACUGUACCUGUGCAGUCCCAGGAUUGUGACAGCAGGGAGGACACAGACGACAAUGAAUGGGAUGAAGACGACAAUGAACAGGAUGAAGAUGACAAUGAACAGGACGAGGACGACAAUGAACAGGACGAGGACAAUAAUGAAUGGGACGCGGACGCGGACGAUGAUGCAGAUGAGGACACCAAUGUGGAUGCAGACAAUGACAAUGAUGCGGACGAGGACACGGAUCAGGACCAGGACCAGGACCAGGACGAACAGGACCAGGACGAACAGGACCAGGACCAGGACAAAGACCACGAGGAUGAGGACGGGGAUGAAGACCAGGAUGAAGAUGGGGAUGAAACCCUGACUAAUGAUGGUGUUCAGGAUGAGGGCACAGCCAACAGGGAGGCCAGCAACCAGGAAGGCCACGAGCAGGUGGCGAUCAACCCAGCCAACAAGCAUGUUCCUCCCCGCUUACUCAACCUAUCGAGGAAGCGAAAGAUGGUCAUGUCAUCAGAUGAAGAAACCGAACCUAUUCAACCCCCACCUCAGAAGAAGCAGGCGACCAUACCCACUGCUGACGAGGACCUCCCAACCAUCUGUCCGAGUGAUGGGUGCAACGACAUUGUGCCCUCACAUCCUUCGGGAAUGGUCCUUGUGAAGUACAAAGCAUAUCGACACUGCUUGCAGAUGCCAGGUGGCGAAUUCACACGCCAGACACUCAAGCUCGAGUUGGAGCUCUGCGCUGCCAUCCAGAGCGACCUGCGGCGCGAAAGGUACAUUCAAAGUGCUUACGAUAACAGAUGGCUAUCCGAGAUCAAUUACUUCACCAUACAUCACUCUGUUUUGAAGCUCGAACCUGAUCUCCGUCGACUGAUCUUUGAUAAAGCCACGAAGGAAGACUGCUUUGUUUACCAGACUCUUCUUACCGAUCUACUCGAACAGGGCUACGGAGUUGAGCUUGACAGACGACUGGCUUUUCUUGCACACCUGAAGAUAUUUGAUGUCGGACGCCCAAUUUUCAACAAGGCACGGCCUGGAUACUAUGGUCCGAAAGGCAGUGCAGUCCUUCACGCAACCAUCAACCAGCUAUUUGACCCACAGGAAGGAAUACCUACUGAUGCCUUCGCCCCACUAUCAUAUGAACAAUAUACGUAUUUCAUCCUCAUCUCCUACAUAGCCAGCCAACUCAUUGCAGACGAUCGGAGGUUUGUUGAUGAUCAGCCGUGCACACUUCAGCAAGCAUUCAAACUCAUGGUGGCCAGCACGGAUGCUGGUGACGCACUCCAGGGCAUCGACGAGGAAGGGAAGGAUGAGCGAUUUGAUGACAUCCUUAUGAAGAUUAUGUUGAAACAGGUGACGGAGUUGGACUAUCUGCCAGCAGUGUUGCAGCCAACAGCCCUGGCGCCUCAGCAGGAGAAAGGACGAAAAAAGGCGAACAGGAAGGGUACAGUCACAGCUGAUUCUGCCCGCCGGCGAAGUACCCGCCUGACUUUGUCCCAGCGUUAACAGAAUUUGUGGUGUCACUCUGCUGUGCUUGUGCUCUCGAACCUCGCCGGCGUCCCCGUUUCUAUACUAGUUGCAAUUAAUAGAGCUUCGCUUUAAGUUCAUUAACU